AUGCGACCAAAAGAAGAUCCCUUCUUGCUGGCGCAUCCUUGUACCCCCAGCUCUACAAGUCGGGGAGAGUUGGCCGAUCUGAGUGGCCACAUCAUUCAUGGCCAUAGUGGGCCGCGAUUUCAACGGCAAAUCACGUCGCGGGAUGCGAACACGUCUGCGCUGUUACUGCAUCCUGCCUCGGAGAUUGCUGGUGGCGCCUUGGGGUUUCAGUGGGUAUGCACAGUAAAGAGUCCCACACGAGUCCAGUCCAUCACAAGGCAGUCAUUCUAA
Pieris macdunnoughi is the source of this 270-nucleotide messenger RNA. The record is from the annotation of a GenBank genome assembly. NCBI's taxonomy places the organism in Eukaryota, Metazoa, Arthropoda, Insecta, Lepidoptera, Pieridae.